Molecule: messenger RNA, 2681 nt
Organism: Camellia sinensis
Lineage: Eukaryota; Viridiplantae; Streptophyta; Magnoliopsida; Ericales; Theaceae
Source: RefSeq, a predicted model, not a curated record
UAUGGAGUACCAUACUGUCAUUGAUCUUCUUGCUUUCGAGUCAUCACAGGCUACUAUAUAGAGUUUACAUGUUAUCCACAAUAAGAAUUUGAUAUCAUUGCAAGAGUCACCAAAUCCCUUGUUGUGGUUCCCAACGUUGCUGAGCUCGUUUAAGACCUCAUAUUUGAUUUUCCAACAGUCACCAAAGUCACUUCUCCUUCGUCAUCACAGUUGACGGCAUCGUUUCUUCAAGCAAGCAUCAGCAGUGCUUCGAGAAGUUAACGGCUUCCUUUGUUAUCACCACGAACACCAUUUUUCGGGCACUAGUAGUUCCCCUAUCUUCAAACAGCCCCGAGAUCAGAUAAAGAAGAGAAGGGUGCGAUGAAUCUGAUUCCAGCAUCGUGGAAGAUACUAUGGGAUGCGUGGCAAGUUCAGAUGCUGGUUCUACUUAGUCUCACUUUACAAAUCAUUCUUUUCGUCUUUGGCAAACGCAGAAAGAAUAUGUUGUCACAAUGGACUAAUGUGAUGGUCUGGUUGGCCUACACAAUGGCCAAUUGGGUGGCAACCGUCGCCCUUGGCAAGCUCUCUCAUACCCUAAAUAAUAUUCCUAAUCCCAAUAAUACAUUACAGGCAUUAUGGGCACCCUUGCUUUUAUUGCAUCUUGGUGGCCCAGAUACUAUAACUGCUUAUUCUUUGAAUGAUAAUCAAUUGUGGAUAAGGCAUUUUUUGGGCAUGAGUGUUCAAGCUACUGUGGCAAUUUAUGUCAUUGUUAUGUCUUGGAGGCAUUUCUGGUUUUCAUAUAUGUUAAUUCCGGCAUUCAUGGCUGGAAUUAUUAAGUAUGGGGAGAGGAUAUGGGCUCUUAAGUUAGCAUGCCAUGAUGAAUCAAAAAACAUUGUACCCUUUUAUGAUCUAGGAGUCCGAUAUGGUCUAGCAACAAAGACAAGAUGUGAAAUUGUUUUAAUUACGGCCCACAAACUGGUGACAGAAUUUAAAGAUUAUAUGGAGAAUUAUGACAUUCGUAGAUCUUUCCGACUACGGUAUACAAAAUUUAUGGAUGUGAUAAAUCUGGGUGUUAAUCCAUAUUUGGAGAAUGUAUUGGAGGAUGAAAUGAGGGAUGUGAUAAAUCUGGGUGUUAAUCCAUAUUUGGAGAAUGUAUUGGAGGAUGAAAUGAGGGAUGUGAUAAAUCUGGCUGUUAAUCCAGAUUUUGAGAAUGUAUUGGAGGUUGAAAUGGGGCUCAUGUACGAUUUGUUAUAUACAAAAGCACCCAUAACAUUUACCAAGAGAGGGUGCAUUUUUCGCUCUAUCAGCUUCAUGUGUACGGUGUCUGUGUUGGUAGGACUCUUCCGGCUUAUCGACAUGGAAGCGAAGUGGCACAAGCAGCACUCCUCCAUGGUUGAUAUUUUCAUCACAGGGGUAUUAUUGGUCGGCGCUCUAGCUUUGGAGAUUUAUGCAGUCAUGUUGUUAUUAUUCUCUGAUUGGGCGAUGCUUUGGCUAAUUAAGUGCGGCAGAGGCAAAUGGGCAAUCCUAUUGUUGCAGAAAUUUUCUUGGUUUUUUGAAAAGAAGAAGUGGUCUAAAAAGAUGUGGCAAAUCGAUGUAAUGGAAAAGGAAGACAAGCAUAAAAAAUGGAGUAGAAUAGUUGGGAGGUUGGGGAUUCAAGACAAGUUCUAUAGGUACAUGCAUUCGACUAGUGUGUGUAUCCCUUCGACGCUAUACCCCAGGAUUUUUCAAUUUAUUUGUAGUGCCUCAGCUACAGACAACCUUCUUGACUUUGGGUGGCUUGAGGGGGUUAUUGGCUCUACACCUUUUCAUGAGCUAGUUUUUAUCAUGCACAUCAUAACAGAUAUGUGUCACCGUUAUGAUGAGUCAGAGUCAGAGUCAGAUUUAGAGUCGGUUGCAUGCACUUCCGAAAAUAGUGAAAAUAGUGCUAACUCAUGUGGACAUGAUGGUGACAAGGAAACAUGCAAAACUCUAUCAAAUUACAUGACGUAUCUACUCCUCACCUCCCGUUGGUUGUUGCCUGUUGUUGUAAAGGAUAGUCAGUUUAUACGUGUCAUGAACGAUGCCAAAUUGUUUUCCAGGUAUAUUAAUGAACAAGUUACAGGAGGACGCAUGUUUCCCAUGGAUAUGGAAAGAAUCGAAGAGCUGGCAGCUACUCGUGAUGAAGAAGGACGCAAAAUGGAAAAAAUUGAAGAGACGUCUGUAUUACUUGAGGGAAUAUUUUAUGACCUCAUCGAUGAAGGUAAUAAGGAGGUGAAAUGGGAAAAAUUGAAAAAUGUGUGGUUGGUGAUGUUAUGCUACGCUGCAAUUAGUUGUCCAAAAAAUUACCAUCUUCAACGGCUUAGAGAAGGAGGCGAGCUCCUCAAUUUUGUUUGGUUCCUUAUACCGCAUGCUCAUAUAUUUUUCAGAGUCGACACCUUCAAGCUACACAGAUUCUUCAGUCAGUGUUUUCAACAAGGGACGCAAGUCUGAAGGGCGAGGCCACUAUAUAACCAAGGCUCCUAAAAAAAAGAAGUUUAUUUGUAUUGGUAAUAUUUUAUUUUGUUUAUUUUGGUUGUUUUUAAAAAUUAAAAGAUACCAUUAAAUUUUAAAAAAAUGUUCAAUACAAUAGUAAUAUUAUAUUAUUGGUAUCUCAUCCAAUAAUAUCUUGUCAUUUAUCUUCUCAUGUAUAUAUCGUAAUAUAGUUAUAUUUUGAGCAGGUUCAC